AUGGCCGCGUCCAGCUGCGGUCCUGAUUCAAUCAAGCUGUACAAGACGGCUGUGGAGGGGUUGGAUCUGAAGGACGAGUUAAUUGUCCAGCGGCGCCUUAAAGAAGCAAUCUUGAAGUCCAGCGCAUUAUUUGGAGUCCCAAGAUGUCUGCAAGCUCUCCUACCUAUCUUCCAUAGCCUGGACGACGAUCACAUUGACACGUUCUCCCCACGCUACGACUCUCUGGGGGAUCCCGAAGCACACAAGGCCCGCGUGGCCAACGCGCAGGCCUACUUCGACGUUAUCUGGACGCCAGAGUUGGCCGAGAAGAACCGUCAGUUUAACUUGAAACAUCAGAAGGAUCUUUAUGUCACUACGUUGUGCCUCGUCUACGAGUGGUACUUUGCCGAAACUGCCAUUCUGCCAGCUGUAGAGACGCAGAUGUCGAAUGUAGGUGCGCUGAUAUGCUCAGCCUGCCCUGUCCAAGCCAUGUGGCAUACCCGAGGUAUCAUCCGGCACGGCGGCACUGUAGACGAAGCUUGGUUCGCGCAGCGAAUGAGCCUAGACAUUGCAAAGCAUUACGGGGUGAAGACGGGCGAGAUCACACCGGUCGACCAGAUCCCCAUGCAGGACAACGUGUCGCUCUGA
Exophiala spinifera is the source of this 627-nucleotide messenger RNA. RefSeq lists its product as uncharacterized. The coding region runs from base 1 to 627 and encodes 208 amino acids. Lineage: Eukaryota; Fungi; Ascomycota; Eurotiomycetes; Chaetothyriales; Herpotrichiellaceae. The record is from RefSeq and is a predicted model, not a curated record. The transcript has 3 exons.